AUGCAGGCCAGCUCCUACAUUGUCCCGUUGCUGGCUCUGGUGCUGCUGGUCGCCCCGAACGUCGACGGCGCUGGCCGUGGCGCACUCAACCUGCCCAGCAGCAGAUCGCCCAAUCACAUGUACCGAUGGAACGUCCAGUCGCGUGGCAUCCCGCCCGACGCCUUCUUCACGCUUGAGCCAGCCGGGAACCUGUGCGCCAAGAAGAUCAACGACUUCCAUUUGGUCGGACCCGACGGCAAGCCCGCCAACAUCGACUGCUUCCACGCGCCCAAUCUCUCUUGCGACUUGGUUGAGCCUAAGGUCUGCACCACUGUGCCAGAUGCCGAUCGCCAUCCGUUCAAGUUCUGCCUCUACGGGCAGGCCACGCCGGUCGGCGAUACACGCUGCCUCGUCUCGCAACAAGCCGAACCGCGGGUGACGGGGCAGCUGGGCGUCAACAACAUGGGUUACUGCUACAGCGACUUUAUCGCCGACACCAUCGCCCAAAACGCCGCAUACGGACGUCCUGCGUGGCAGAUUGAAGGUGAGGCUCUCCACCGGCCGUGUCCUUGCCGCCAGCUCGGCAAGCGACGGAGGGGGAAGCGCGCAAGGACCAUGUUGACGCUGCCGUCGCCUCCGUCGCCAUGCUUUCGUCCCGGUCCGAGAACAGUCCAAGUCAACAAGGGCGAACCGUACAAGCGCAUCCCGUUUGGCCCCUUUGUGCCCGCCUAA
Pseudozyma flocculosa PF-1 is the source of this 711-nucleotide messenger RNA. RefSeq lists its product as uncharacterized. The coding region runs from base 1 to 711 and encodes 236 amino acids. The transcript has a single exon. The record is from RefSeq and is a predicted model, not a curated record. Lineage: Eukaryota; Fungi; Basidiomycota; Ustilaginomycetes; Ustilaginales; Ustilaginaceae.